UCAGAAUAUUCUUUAUGGUCAGGGAAAAAGUGAAAAUUUUCUCUGGAAAUCAGGGAAAAGUCAGGGAAAAAUAAAAUUAAAUAUUUGUGGCAACCCUGAUGAAUGUAAAUAAUUUUUUAUUGAGAAAAGUAAUUGCAAAGCCAAAGGAAAUACGAUAAUUCGAACAAAAAAAUUAAAUUCAUAUAAAAUAGUUACCAAGAUUGUCGAAUUUAAAAACAGUUUUCGUUCUGCUUAAUUUAUUGUUUACUCACGACAAAUAAACUGCAAUACCUCAAAAAAAGAGUUACUAAUAACAAUAAAGGAAUGAAGAAGACUGAUAUCGAGAACUAAAGUAAAAUAAUUUAUUGAUAAAUAAAUAAUUAAAACAAUGUCACAUUUAUAUGAUACUCUUUCUUCAGGAAGACAGAGAUGCGUAAUUAUUGAUAAUAGUCGUAAUACACAAAGCGCUUAGACAUAUAUAUAUACGUAUUAUGAUCAAUGGGCUCAAUUGUCGAGCGGCUCCGUUUAUAAUUGAAUGUAGUAUUAAUUAAUUCAUCCGUUAAUUGUAAAUAUUAUUAUUACUAUUAAUUAUUAUUUAUAGAAUACAUAGAAGAGAAUUAAAAAGUUAAAUUUUAUAUUAUUUUGAUUCUAUCAAAAAUAAAAUUUAAUUUUUAUAUUUUCAUCUAAUGACUUUAUAUCGCAGUAUAAUUUUUGAUGAUUAUAAAGAUAUUAUUCCAAAUCACUUGUUCUAAUCAAAAUUAUAAUUUAAGCCUUUUUAUCACUCUAAUCCUAUAUUUUACGAUUGAGCGAUAUUUUUUUUAUCCAUCAAAGAAAAUAUAAAUUAUUUUAUUGCGUUAAUAUUGGGAUUUCAAUUUUGUUGACCGACUCAAAGUUUAAAGGAUUAUAAACAAGUUUUAUUAUAUUUGUUAUCUAGAAAUUAUAUAAUCAAUUUUAUACACUUGAUAAAAAAAACUGUAAAUAUUGUUAAGAAUACAUAUUUUAUGAUACUUUAUAAGUUUAUAUUAUAAGAAAUUGUUGAAUAAAAAUUAAAAAUGUUUAAAAAUGUUUAAAAAUAAAGAAUUGAAAAUUAAUUUCGUUUUUUAAUUCACCACUAUUCACCACUUUGUUUGACUAACUUCAAACAGUAAUUUUUCGGUUGUUAACUGUUUCUUUUCACCUUGUUUGGUUAAUGUGCAGUGAUGUGCAGUUAAUGUGAAUUCAGAGGUAGAAUUUUGUUAGACAACAAAUUUAAUUAUCUAAUUGGCGAAAAUGUCUCAGAGCGUUAACAAGUCUAAAGCAGAGAGUGAAAUUCAUAAAAAUGAAGACGACACGUGUUUGGAAGAAGAUCUUUUGCAGAUAGUCGAAGAUUUAUCAAACAAAAAUGAAAAUGAAUUGAUGACAUCUCUGGUACAAUUGAAAAAAUUGAUGCAAACUUCAACGACGUCAAUGACAUCAGUUCCAAAGCCUUUGAAAUACUUAAGAAACUCUUAUGAGCUUUUGAAAAGAAUUUAUGACAAGAUUAUAACGAGGGAAGUUAAAAUCCUUUUUGCUGACAUUCUCAGUGUUUUAGCAUUGGCAGGUGCCACUUCCGCGUCAAGGGAAUGUCUAGAUUUCUGUCUUCAGGGAACAAUGAUUGAUCCCGGCGACUGGGGUCACGAAUACGUUCGACGAUUGGAAUUGGAAAUUAUUGAUGAAUGGACAAAUAUGCCAAUUGAAAACGAACAAGUCAUUAAAGAACAUAUAAUGCCAUUGAUAAGGAAUAUAAUAAAGUUCGAUAUGAAGGAUAAUGCGGAAAUACAAGCAUGCGAUCUCAGUUUAGAAAUCGAUCAAAUAGAAUUAUUGGAUAGUCACUUAGACUCGACAAAUUACUCAAGAGUUUGCAAUUAUCUCGCAAGUUGUGCUGUUUACAGCGAAGAAUUUGAUCGACAAAAAAUUUUGCAAUCAGUGGCAAAUAAUUAUUUAAAAUUCGCCGAUUAUUGUAAAGCAAUAUUAAUAGCCAUGCAACUUCAAGAUUAUGAUCUAGUUUUCGAGUGUUUUGCAAAUUGUCCGGAUUCUUUAAUGAGGAAGCAAUUAGCGUUUCUUGUGGCUAGACAACAGGACAAACCAUUGAGAAAGGAUUACAAAGGUGAAGAAGCUAAUGAUAUUGAGACGAUAAUAAGCAACGGACAUGUGAACGAACAUUUUCAAAUGCUGGCUCGCGAAUUGGACAUUUUAGAGCCUAAGCUUCCUGACGAAAUUUAUAAAUCAUGGCUGGAGCAAACAACAGGAAUUUUAAAACGAAUAGAACACGAUUCGGCGAGGGCAAAUUUGGCCGCUAGCUUUGCUUCCGGUUUUGUGCACACUGGAUUUGGAGUUGAUAAAUUAAUGUCCGAUCCAGAAGAAUCUUGGGUUUACAAAAAUAAGGAACAUGGAAUGCUGUCGGCAACAGCUUCUUUGGGCUUGAUUCACAUGUGGGACGUUGAUGGAGGACUCGUACCAAUCGACAAAUAUCUUUAUUCAACUGAAGACUUUAUCAAAUCUGGAGCUCUGUUGGCAAUUGGUUUGGUGAACUGUGGCGUUCGUAAUGAAUGUGAUCCAGCCUUGGCACUCCUCAACGAAUAUGUGAUGAAUCAAAAUCAAAAAUUGCGAAUUGGUGCCGUUUUGGGUCUUGGAUUAGCUUACGCUGGCUCCCAAAGAUCAGACGUUUCGCAAUUAAUGAUCAAUGUAUUACUGGACAGGCAAAGUUCUAGGGAAAUUGUAUCACUUGCCGCUAUUUCAUUGGGUUUAAUAAAUGUUGGCUCGACUAAUUCCGAAGCUUCUUCGACAAUUCUCCAAAAACUCUUGGAAUCUACACCUCAAGAAUUAUCAGACACACACUCCAGAUUUCUUCCACUGUCUUUGGGAUUAAUUUACAUGGGUCGUCGCGAUGCCAUUGAAACACUUUCAGCGGCUCUUGAAGUUUUACCAGAACCUUACAAAUUAGCUUCACAAACAAUGCUUCAAGUUUGCUCAUACGCCGGUACUGGUGAUGUAUUGAUAGUUCAGGAAUUAUUGCAAAUUUGCUCGGAACCAGUGGGAACUGAUAAACUUUCGACAAAAUCGACAAACAGUGUAACACCGGAUAAUUGCUGUAAUGCGCCCACUCUCCCUUUGAGUCUCAACUUUCAAGGAAGCAAUGACAAUAGUAAUUCUUCGAAAAGCAAAACUUCCUCUGAAACCAAUAAAGAAGAGACUUCAUCGUUCAUUGGUCUUUCUCAAGCCAUUGCUUCACUGGGAGUUGGAGUUGUCGGUUUAGCCGAGGGGAAAGAAAAUUCAAGAAUAUUUGGACAAGUUGGAAGGUAUGGACCUCCUCAGGCACGAAGAGCCGUUCCCCUUGCUCUGGCUUUGUCAUCAAUAUCGAAUCCCGAUCCAGCAUUAGUCGACGUAUUAAACAAAUACAGUCACGAUAACGAUUCAGAAGUGUCAUUAAACGCAAUAUUUGGACUAGGUCUCGUCGGCGCUGGAACGAAUAAUGCCCGAUUAGCGACAAUGUUGCGACAACUUGCUGCCUAUCAUGCGAAAAAUUCUAAUCAUCUAUUUUUGGUUCGCAUAUCCCAAGGACUCAUUCAUCUUGGAAAAGGAACAUUAUCUUUGUGUCCUUUGAGAUUUGCUUCUAAAGUUUUGGAUUACACGGCACUGGCUGGAUUAAUGGUUGUUUUCGUCGCCUUUUUGGACUGCAGAAAUCUAAUUUUAAGCAAAUCGCAUUACUUGCUGUACUGUUUGGCUACUGCGAUUGAACCCCGAUGGAUUAUCACCCUCGACGAGGAUUUAAAGACUCUUCCAGUAUCAGUUCGUGUCGGCCAAGCUGUGGACACAAUUGGUAAAGUCGGGAAUCCCAAGUGCAUCGCUGGUGGUCACGUUCACACAACUCCGGUAUUAAUGUCCGUCGGCGAAAGAGCCGAACUUGUAGCCGAUGAAUAUGAACCUCUCUCGAGUAUUAUGGAAGGAUUUGUUAUUUUACGCAAAAAAGUUAACAAACCUUAAGAAAAAAAAACAUUAUGAAAUAUUUCUUCUCCAUAAAUCAAUUUAUCUCGUGAAUGUUCUCCUUUAAAAUAUACAAAAAACAUUAUUUUAGAUUAAGUUUAUUUAAUUAAAAACUAAAAUUAAUUUAUCGUCGAAAUUAAUUUCAACUCUAUAAAUAAAUUACAAUGUUAAAUUUACUACUCAGUAGUUUGCAUUUAUUUCUUUUUAUAGGGACUAGCGGAAGCGAUGUGCUUUAUACAACAGAAAAAAUACACAGGUAAAAAUCUUAAAUUUUGGGAGAAAAAAGCUAAAACUUUGCACCGUGUAUCGUUAUUUAGUUUUCUUUUACAAUAUCUGUGAUAGUUACAGAUUUUCAAAGCUUGUUUUAUGUUACAGGUAAAUAUAAUUAUACUUUGAUUAUUAUUUAUCUACCACAGAAAUUCACCUCCCAAAAACACAAUGCAUGCUUUAGCUGUUUUUUUUAUGCAGGAAAGCGGAAGUAUUUUUUUCAAACAUUCAAUUCACUAUUUUUCUCAUCAAGGUCUUACUACGGAAAAUUGCGUGAAAACAAUUUCAAAAAAUGAAAAAAUUAUCUAAAUGCCCGGAGACAUUUACGCGUAGGCACGGUGGGGCAUUAAAAAAAGACAAUGAAAUAGUGUUGGAAAGUUUCGUUCAAAAAAAAAGAUCAAAUCAAGCUGCCACGCAAAAAAAAAUUGAUUUCGUUAUCUCCUCUCACCUCAAAAAUCGAUUCCAUACGAAUUAUUUAUUUUUCCUCUCUUUCUCUCCACACACUAAUUUUUUUCCAUUUUAAAAAUCAAUUUACCAUUUUUCAUGCAUCUAAAAAAAUUAUUGAGUUAUUCUUCUAAUUAAAAAUCGCUCAUUUCAAAGAAACAAGGGCACAAUUAAUUUCUUCUUAAAAGAUGUAAACUGCGCGCUGAUAAUUAUAAUAUAAUGAAUUUCAUACAGAUAUUAAUAAUUAUUUAUAAACUAUUCUCAUUCAGAAAGCUACACGGCUCCUAGCUACUUAAAUUUUACAUGCUAUUUUUUCGCUUAUAGUAAAAUAUAAUAAUACAAUAAUAGUUUUAUUAAAAUGUUUAAAUCGUAGUAGUUUUUUUUCAAAUACAAUUUACUGUUGUAAAUUUGUUUAACGAAGUUAUAAACAUCUCAUAGAGUAUGAAUAUUCGUGACUGAACUAAGCAUGUUUAAGUGUUGAAUUUUCGCUCAUUAAAUUGAUAGAUAUUUUUUUUUGUCCACCUAACUUCUAUUUAAUAAUUUUAUUCUUUUUUUUGUUUGUUUGUUUUUAUUUUGAUACUUUUGUUCUUAUUUACAAUAAUAUAUUGCAACAAGCA
Leptopilina heterotoma is the source of this 5309-nucleotide messenger RNA. Its product is annotated as 26S proteasome non-ATPase regulatory subunit 2-like. The transcript is spliced from 15 exons. Gene Ontology annotation, molecular function: enzyme regulator activity. The record is from RefSeq and is a predicted model, not a curated record. The coding region runs from base 1249 to 3981 and encodes 910 amino acids. NCBI's taxonomy places the organism in Eukaryota, Metazoa, Arthropoda, Insecta, Hymenoptera, Figitidae. Gene Ontology annotation, cellular component: proteasome regulatory particle, base subcomplex; proteasome complex; proteasome storage granule. Gene Ontology annotation, biological process: regulation of protein catabolic process; proteasome-mediated ubiquitin-dependent protein catabolic process.